AUGUUCGUGUGUUCGCGUCUUUUACAAAUACCUCGUCCUCCUGUUCGCGACAGCCUUGAUAAUUGUUUCUGGUCGAUCGCAUCCCUAUUAGGUGUAGCUAUCAUACUAAUACCUACCCUUGUGGUUAUUACAAAACGUUCCAAACAUAAUCAUGAUCAAGCGACACUUUCCGUAAUAACACGCAAUACUGAUGAUUAUCAAUCAAACAGUGAAUACUAUCAAUCAUUGACAAAUGUCCAUGACUUUUCUCAAGCAGAUAAUCUUCGUUUGGAUCGUCUUUCAUCUCCACGAUUUCAUCCAACCAAUGGAAAGAGUAUUAUAUACUUAAGACGACAAUAUCAUAUGCCUGAUUUACGUGGAUCAACAACAACUUUACAUUGGCUCGAUUUAGAAACGAACAAGAAUGUUCAGUUAACACAACCAAUUUGGGGAAAACACGAUACACAAUUCUUUUGGAUAGAUAAUAAUACUAUUCUCUUUUUAUCCAAUCGAGCUUCAUCAGGUCUUACUCAAAUUUUUCAACUUACACUUCCUGUCGACUUAUUAAAAGCAACUACUAAUUACAUUGAACCAAUUCAAAUAACAAACUAUUCAUUGAAUAUUGAAAAUUUGUUAGUAAAUCGACAAGCAUCACGUCUUGCAUUUAGUUGUCAAGUCUAUGCAAAUUUAACAAUUGAAGAAACAUUUGCUCGACAAAAGGCCGAAAAAGACAGUGGUCGAUCAGUUUAUCAAUUUGAUAAGUUAUUCAUUCGACAUUGGGAUGAAUAUAUGACAGGUCCACGUCAUCAUCCAUUUCUUGUUUCAAUCGAACGACAAACCAAUGGAAUAUUCAAAUUUUCAUCAGAACCAAUUGAUAUACUUUUCAAUAUUGAUAGUGAUUCACCAACAAAACCUUUUGGUGAUGCUAAAUCACAAUGGUCAUUUAGUGCAAAUGGUAAUUCAUUCGCAUAUACUCGACAAUAUGAUGAAACUAGUGCUGUAGCUUGGUCAACUAAUUUGGAUAUUUACACAGUGGAUUUGAGUAUGUCUAGACAAGCAAGUGUGUGUAUUACAUGUGAUAAUUUGGCAGCAGAUACAGAUCCAUCUUAUUCACCAACAGAUGAUCAUGUAUUGGUCUAUCGAUCACAGUCAAAACAAGGAUAUGAAUCUGAUCAAUUCAAAAUAAAAUUGUAUAAUGGAUCGAAUUCGAAAAUAACACUUGUCGACGAUUGGGAUCAAAGUAUUCAAGCUGUGACAUGGUCUCUUGAUGGUCAAUCUCUUUUUCUUGAACUUGGUGAAGAAGCACGAAAUGUCAUCUAUCACUUAUUUGAUUUAUUCACAAAUGAAUCACUCACUCGUCUAGUCAGUACUGGUACAUCGCACGAAAUCAAUAUCCAUCCUAUUAAUAGUCAAAUGUUUGUUUUCACUCAUCAAAGUUUCGUCGAACCAGUCAAUAUUUAUUUAUAUUCGUCAGAUGGAUCAAUGCGAUCCCUCACUGAUCACAACAAAGCUCUAUUGGCCAAAGUGAAAAUAAGUCCAACGGCUGAGACUUUUUCGUUUUCAGGUGCUCGGGGUGAUAAAGUUUGGGGAUGGCAUAUGCCACCAUCGAGUGGUACUGGCAAACGAGCUCCACUUGCUUUUCUCAUUCAUGGUGGUCCACAGAGUAGUUGGUACGAUGCAUGGAGCUAUCGAUGGAAUUUGCAAACAUAUUCUUCUCAAGGCUAUGCUGUCAUUGCCAUCAACUUUCAUGGUUCCGAUUCAUAUGGACAGAAUUUUACAGAUAGUAUUAUAGGUGAAUACGGUUCAUUACCUUUUGAAGAUCUUCAAUUGGGACUUAUUUAUGCUCUGAACAAAUUUCCUUAUAUUGAUCCGAACCGAGCCGUAGCAUUGGGCGCUAGCUAUGGUGGAUAUAUGGUCUAUUGGAUUGCUGGACAUCCAGAAAUGAGUCGUCGUUUCAAAACGCUCAUUGCUCAUAAUGGUGUAUUUGACACAAGAGCCAAAGGUUAUUCCACAGAGGAGCUGUGGUUCACUGAACACGAUGUAGGUGGCUAUACCCCAUGGUCUAAUCCCGAUGCUUACGAACGCUAUAAUCCACUUAAGUAUGUUGUAAAUUGGACCCAACCAAUGCUAAUUAUUCUCGGUGCUCGUGACUAUCGUGUUCCAGAUACUCAAGGAAUAAGUGCUUUUAAUGCCUUGCAACGUCGUGGCAUUGAAAGUCGAUUACUCUAUUUUCCUACCGAAAAUCAUUGGAUACUAAAUCCACUUAAUUCUCUUGCCUGGUACGAACAAGUACAAGGUUGGAUGCACAAAUGGACAAAUUAG
Molecule: messenger RNA, 2301 nt
Organism: Rotaria sp. Silwood2
Lineage: Eukaryota; Metazoa; Rotifera; Eurotatoria; Philodinida; Philodinidae
Source: the annotation of a GenBank genome assembly